Molecule: messenger RNA, 4309 nt
Organism: Triticum dicoccoides
Lineage: Eukaryota; Viridiplantae; Streptophyta; Magnoliopsida; Poales; Poaceae
Exons: 2
Coding region: 61-813 (250 amino acids)
Source: RefSeq, a predicted model, not a curated record
GGGCGCGCGUUGGCCGGCUCAUCGAUCGAACCUUCGUCGACGUGCGUACGUACUCGCGCCAUGGCCGCCGCCGCCGCGUUGGGUGGCGUGGAUGAUCUCGACUUCGACUUGGGUUUUAUGGACGGGUUCGAGUUCGACUUGCUGGACAUGGACCUCACCGAGUUCUGCGGCGGCGACGGCGAGUGCUUGCUGCCCGCCGUGGCCGAUAAGGAGGGCGGUUUCGGUUUGGAUCCGGGUUCUCGUGAUGGUGGCGACGGCGGGAGAGAGAGCUCGCCGGACUCCGUGGUGACGGACGACGGCGCGCCGCCGUCGGAGUCGCAUGGGGAUCGCGACGACGGCGGGAUGUCGACCUACGCGAGCGAGCUGGAGAGGUUCCUCAUGGAGGACGACGAUGGCGGGGACGCCGGCGGGCCGCUCGAUCUGAAGGAGCCUGCCGCGGACGACUACUUCUUGGGUGAUCUCGACGGCCGUUACGCCGAGCCGGCGACUCCAGGGAAGGAUCUCGUCCUCGACGACUACUUCUUGGGCGAUCUCGUCUCGUACGACUACUUCUACGAUCUUGCUGCUGCGGACGAUGCUGCAUCACCGGCGACGGAGGAGGAGGAUGCUUCUGCUCGCGAGGACGACUACUACGAAGCGACCUCGAGGAAGCGCGCAAGGCAGAGGAAGGGCGCCGCUGCGGUGUCACGCGAAGCAGAGCUCCGGGGAGCGCCGGUGAUGCAUGGCAUCUCGUCGAUCUCGACUGGAAUCGGGUGCCGGCCCCUUGGUCACCAUUGGCUGCAUCCCUGCACCACAGUGUGCCUGUUGGCCUGAUCGAUCAUCGAUCAACCUGCAGUUACGGUCCGUCUGGGAGAAAGAUCGCGACGGCGCCUGCCUCAGGUAUUCGAACCGGUAGGUGAAAAUUUCAGAGGAACACCUGCAUUUCCCUGUGUUCUUCUAUGAUAUUUUCUGCCUUACGCACCAACCCUGCCAUUGGACGACUAAAGUCAUGGGAGAUGGGACGAACCAGGGACUCGGCACAGACUCCUCUGUUCGGAGUAGAAAAUUUUGGUAGCAACUCUCGAACAACACGUUUUCAAAAGGAAAAGAAAGCUCGUUUUCUAAUGCGCUAGUACACCUAAUACUCCCCUUCUCGUACACACACAUCCUGUACACGUUCCGUAUACCGGUAGCACAAUUCGUUGACUAUCUGCCUAAUACAGGACCCAUCUCAUACACAUUCCGUAUACCGGUAGCAUUCCGUAUGCCUAAUGCUUGAUACUUAGUUUCUACCACUACCAGUAAAGAGCUUGGUGGUUGAUGUACGUUUGAAGUACAAGAAGAAACCUUUUACUAGGUAGAGAAUGUUAAUUUUUUGUUCUCGACCGUCCAGAAUUUUUUUUCUCUGAAAAUCCAGUGAGCACCACCAAUCGUCCAGGCUUGUGCUUAUUCAGUGUGGGCCGCAUAUAAUCUUAAUCGUCCGGGCUUGUGCUUAUCGGUUGUUGUAGGUUUAGAAGUACAAGAAACCUUUUUUGUUUCUACGCAUCAUCGUCAAGCCUUUUUUUAGCACCUUCAACCGUCCAGGCUUGUGUUUGUUCAGUGCGGGCAGCAUAUAAUCUUGCUCAUGCUGUUCGUUCUUUGGGUAGAGAGAAGCUUCAAUGGUUGUGGCCCUUGUGGCCCUGUGCAGUCCAUCCAUGAAAAAUACUGGAAGCGGCUGUCGUCUGAUCUAUGUCAGACUUGAGGAACCACUGGUGCUCAGCUGCAGCAACGAGCGUUUUUUCCCUCUAGUUACGAAGGCUGCGUCGUGAUGAACUAGUGGAACACAGUUUCCUGUAUUGUCAGUUUAUACCAAGCAAGAUUGGAAGGUAUGACUUUGAAAACAAGGUCAGUCUGAACACAGUUUCCUUCAUUGCCAGUUUCCUUCAGAAUUAAGCAGUGGCAGUGGCAGUGGCUGUGGCUGUGCAUGUGGCUGUUACAUUCCUAUGGUCUGUGUCGUGUGAUAUGUGAAUGAUCACAACACUCUUUGAAGCCUAGAUCUUCUAUCUAUUAAGUCUGAGAUCCCAUCCUCUGUUCCAGUAUCCAUGGACUCCACCACCGUAUGGGUGAUGCAGGCAUGAACUUGAGUCUCUAGAAUUUUUCUCCUUCACAUUAUCUGUUCAAUCGAGUGCUGCGAUUCAUGCUAAAAUCUCUCUAGCAAGCGACUCGUGUGUAGGCUUUUAUUCCAGGUUUCUUUUCGCCUACCUACCUUUCCCAAUUCAGGGUUUAGUAAACAAUUGGAGCUUUUUUCCUCUAUUAGAUUUUGCAGUUAGCAAUGGGAGCAAUGAAAAGUGUAUUUUAGUAAACAAUUGGUUUCUGGUAAACAAAAUCUUCAAUUGCAAAAGCUCGGUGAAUGAACAUAACCACAAACGUUUUAGAGAAAUCAAAAUAUAUUUUACUUACAUUUUUUGAAGCUAUGAGGGCAGGCCUGGCGCAGUGGUGAAGUCCUCCCCACUUGUGCCAAGAGGUCCUGGGUUCGAACCAGCCUCUCUGCAUUGCACUUUGCAGGGGUAAGAUUAGGUUCCUAUAAUCCCUUCCCAGACCCCACCUUGUGUGGGAGCUUCUAUGCACUGGGUCUGUCCUUUACAUUUUUUGAAGCUAUAUAUUUUACUUAGAUUGAAAAAAGGAUCUUCUUAUGUAUCAACAAAUAACAUACUAUUAGUGAUAUUUGAUGGUCUUGACUUGUGUAUCUCCUAAUUAACAUAGCAUUUUGCACAAAGUAACUUUAACUUAAUCGUGCAUUAAUCAUACACGCAAAUGCGCACGAUCAAGAUCAAAGACUCACGGAAAGAUAUCAUAACACAACUCUAGACACAAAUUCAAACAUAAAGAUUUAUAUUACAAGCCAGGGCCACAAAGGCUUAAGUUAGUGGAAGCAACAAUAUAUGAGUAGAGACAUAGGAUAAACAAGUCUGGCUUAAGAAGGCUAGCAAAACAAUGAUACUAGAUCGAAAAGGCGCAGGCCUCCUGCCUGGGGUCCCCCAACUAUUCCUGGUCGUCGGUGGUCUCUAGGUAGUAGUAGGCUCCGUCGGUGUAGUAGUAGUCAUUGGCAGGAUCAGCUGGCUCCUGGACUCCGUCAUCUGAUCGCAGCAAUCGGGUAGAGGCGUAAAGAGGUAGCAAAGCAAUUGGGUAUUGAGUAUGCAUCAUAUCUAUACUAAGUAUGCAUCGAUAUCAAAGGAAUGUGCAUCUUUGGACUAUACUGCAAAAAUGCCAGAACAGAAGGGAAGACCAGCGUCUUGCGGCAUUAGAAGAGUGCAUAUUUGCAUAUCAUAAAGUCAAAAGUAUAUUUUAGUAACGCCGAGAGAUCCUUCCUCCCUACGAGAAAGCGAUCCCGGAGCUAUCAUAUCCAUUUAGUAGAUCGGGAUGCAACUCCGAGCGUUGGUUACCGUGGAUAUGGCUAGUCGAAUAGAUUACUUCCCUGCAGGGGUGCACCAACUUACUAAACAUGAUCGAUUAACUCCGACUGGACACACUUUUUCGGGUCAUGUUCAGCCUCGGUUGAUCAACACACCGUACUCCUACCUAAGCUCAACAGAGAGGUCAGCACGCCUGUCUACAUCCUAAGCGCUAAGGGGUCUUGGGCCCAUCACCCUUUGCGCUCCUACGCGCUCGGCCUGGAGCAGACCCACCCCUUAAUACAAGCGCAAGUGGUUCCCAUCCAAUCGGGCGCGCGCCACUCAAUUGCUGACGACCGAAGAGCUUUCAGAGAAUCGUACGACACCGAGUGCCCAUACUUAUUCCCACGUGGUAGUUAGUGCGAAAAGGCUAGAGGCCUACUCACAUCACAUAUCCAAACCCGUUAGUGUCUUGGGAACGCGCGGAGACGAUCCGUGAUCUUGUCGCCUGUCUCUUACGGCAAGGGUCAGGCCCUGUGACACCCCGAUAGUUAAGCUACAAUAACCCCUAUUAAUGAUGCCAGGUCAUCAUAAUUAAAAUUUUGCUAAAUCUUACUCGUUUCAAGGUAAAUUCAAAUGACAAGUCAAAUUAUAGUUUCUUAAAACAGUAAAGCAAAAAUGUUUGAAUUAUUCUAUAAUUUCCCCUGAUCAAUUGUCAUGUUGAAACAAACUUCAUUUGACUCACAAAUAAAUUUGUAGUAAUUUAACAAAUGGUCCAACAACAAGUAAAACGACCUUUUCAAAAUAAACAAUUAUUUGUUUAACUCAAAUUGCCUCCAAACCUUGUGAGCAUGCUAAAAAAUAAUGCCUAGUAUUUAUGUGCCUAAUACCAUAUUUAACAAAAGUCAAUGGGUAGCAAAUGUUAAUACAAAACAGUGGAGAUAGAAUAAGAAAAAAAA